GCCGCACGCACUACAGUUCUCGUUUGAACCGCGUCUGUUGAGGUCGUUCGCGUUGAGCUCCCGUGCGAAGUUUACUAUCGCGAAAGGAUUUUCCUUUGUCCCGAACGUCGAGGACCCUGCCCUCGUAUUAUGUUUCCGUGUGAGACCUGUGACCAGCCCCGGCCUACUGAGGAGCCGGACCGCGUGCAGCGCGCUCAAUCACGUCGAAAUUUCCGCAGUUUUCCUAAAUUCUGUGACGGCUAUCCCGCUAAACGCGUUCGCCGGGCAAUUUGAAAUUAUUUUGUGAACGUGUGAGAAGUAGCGGGCCACCGGACACCGGCCCGGAGUGUUGUUGAAAAGUGUGAGGACUGUGCAGCAUUAUGUCUACAGGGAAGCGACUAGCGAAGAGGUCCAUCAUAGGGACGCGCGUCGCCGCGCUGGGUGAUGACGGACUCUACUACUCGGGGAUGAUACAGGAGGUGAAGACGCCGUCGUCGUUCCCAGAGAACAAUAACUGUAUAAACCUGACGCCGAACACUCGGUACACCGUGCGGUUCGAUGGUGGGAAGAGUACGCGUGAAUAUCGGGACGUGGAGCUGAUCGGUCCCGGGUUCCGCGGGAUGGCUGGCGUGCGGCUGCGGCCCGGCCAGCGCGUCUACCUCACCUACAACGGCCGCGAGGUGCGCGCCGACGUCGUCAGCCACGACCACCACUCUGAUGAGGUCAAUGUGCAGGUCCACGCUCCUGCCACUGAGGCACGGAUAGACUUGAAGAAGAGGUUGGAUGAAGUGCGGUUGUUGGAGUCGCGCAAGUCAGCCCGGCUCGCUGAUGUGGACACCGAUUUCGCCCGGCUCGCUGACAUGGCCGGCGACCGCCGCCGCAUCUCCGCCACUAUUGAAGUACCAGCUCAUCACAUGCAAGGAUCGCGCAAACGCGGUCCGAGUAGUUCCUGUGACAUGGGCUACGGCGAGCGCGACGAACCGCUGAACGAGUGCAACGCUGCGCUGGUCCUGAUGUCGCUCAGCUGCUCGCCCAACUCGCCUCGCCCGAGUGCUUGGGGCGGGCGAUCGUCGGUCUCUCCUGGAGCCAGCAGUAGCUCUGGCUCCUCGUGGCGCUCCGGCACCCCGUCGCCGCCGCCGGCUUCCAGCUCGUUCAGCGAUGAAGGCAUUGCCAUGGACUACGACCAUCCCCGGAAGAAGCGGAUCAAUAGUGUUGUAUAUGAGUGCACCUGGCGUGGCUGCGGCUACCGCACCAAUUCCUGUCCUUCAAUCGAAGCUCACAUUAGAAACACACAUCUGGGUAAAAACAAAGAGAGUGAGAGCGACCACGAAGAGGAGUUCUACUACACGGAGCGCGAGAUCGCGACGCCCGCGCCGCCGCCCACUCUCUCGCACCGGGACAUGUGCCGGCCGCCGCACGAGGACCCCGAGUACCAGCGCCAGAUCGUCGGCUCCUACAGGCAAGGGCUUCUCUCGAUGCAAAAUGCGUCUGCGAGGCCUAUAAGCAUUCCUGUCACGCAUUCCUUGUCGAACUCACAUUCACCGAAGCACAUGAGGCUGACGGUGGGCGGGUCGCCCAGCAGCCCGAGCCGGCGGCCGCGCUCCGACAACAAGAAGUGCCGCAAGGUGUACGGCAUGGAGCAGCGCGACCUCUGGUGCACGCAGUGCAAGUGGAAGAAGGCCUGCACCAGGUUCGGCGACUAGCGCUCCGGCCGCCGACUCCACAGGAGACCACUCUAUCUCAACUGAACGGUCACUCCGACACUACUCGCCCGACUCGCGUCAGAUAUGACUUUCGGUAGCGAUGGACGAUCGAUUCCGUGGGCGGAUUAGACGUAAGAAAAUAUAUUAUGAGAGUUUUUAUUUACUAUUAAGUAAAGAUGUAAUAUUAAUAUAUUCGAUAUGAAAACUAAGGAGACAUAUUUUUGCUCUUUGAAGUGGCUCGUAUUUUGACUGUAUAUGGACAUUGCCCACGUAUUUUUAUAGCAGUAGAUUCGCCUUUACUGUGACACGCAUGCGGUGUAGUGUCACUCUCGGUCUCAGACUGUGAAUAUUAGCCUUAAGUUUAGUUUUAAGAUUAGACUGACAUUACGCAGUGUGAAAACUAUCGCUGAGAAGUCUAAAAUUUAUGUAAACCGCCUGGCCACAUAAUUGAGAGAUUUGAAUACUUUCUUCAUAUGUACAUACGAAGUCUAUUUACUGAAAUUGUACAUUAAUUCUGCUAUGCCGUGCUAAGGUUCUAAGACGUAUUGUAUAUAUAUUUAUACACCAAAUUAUAUUAAAUGUAAUUAUAAAUAAGAUUAUGUACUUUCUAUAAUCUCUAAAUUAUGAAGCAAGAGCAAAACCUCUAUCUCAAAAAUUAGAUAUUUAUAUAGUUAAAUAAAAUUGAUACUUUAUUCAAUAUAUGACAGGACUUUAAUGUUUUCAAAAACAUUCAAUAUUUUUGCAAAGAUGGAUACUAUUUUUGAAAAAAAAAGAUGCAAACAUAUUUCUAUAGACACCUUUUAAUCACGACUUCAUAGAAAAAGUACAUCCGUAGUGUCAGUUAAUUCCGUCCACAUUUUCGAAUGUGCUUUUUACUUGAUGAAGUGUGGACCGAGCAAUGUUUUCACACUGCCCGCCAACGAGAGGUAUGCCGACAAUCGCACACGGCUACCACUUCGACUCGGGAGCUCCAGUCGAAUAUUCUUCCGUGAUAUUUAUAACGGAAUAUGAACUCUGACUGAAUUUCUAGAUAAUAAUGAAACAAAAUAAAUGAUAUAUGAUUUAGUCUCGUAAGUUAUCUCAGAUUCGACGAAAAGACUACUAAACUCGUUUAGACUUAAAAUUUUUAUGAACAUAUCUGUGUCGUAUACAAAGGUGAUUGGUUCUACCAGAACAAGAAGACAAUACUCAGCAUCGCUGUGUGCCUUGCUUGGGCUGCGGCCGGCGCCGGCUGCGCGACACCACGGAACGGAGACUAGAUUGGAGGUAGAAUGAUACAAGGCUGUAUCGGAGGAUGAUAUGCUUGUAAAACAUUUACAUGUUACAUGUUACAUGUUACAUGUACAUACCGAUGUUAUCAGAAUGACAUCGGUUUGAAGAUCAUGGCCUUUCCAAUAUUGAAGAACAUCUUGUUGUUACUUCUACUUCUAAACCCUGGAAAGAUGGAAUGUGAGAAAUCGGAAUCGGAUAUAAACAUGGAAAAAUAGAGUGGAGGCGAUACGAGCUGCAAUAUUAUUUAAGUAUUAUUAUUAUAUGAUGGAUUAAAAAUGUAAAUAUUAAUUAAUGUUGUGAGUUAUAUGAAUUAUAUACCUUUUCAUGAAUGAAAGCAAUGUUUGGGUGUGUAAAUAAUUAUGUUAUUAUGAUAUUGUUACUUAAUUAAUGUGAUUUUAAUCCGGUUUUUAACGGUGACAAAAACAUCACGUUCUGACGAGAAAAUGUGAUGUUGUGGCGCGGUAUUUCCAUCCGCUAAUAGUUACCAACGUUUGUUAUUACGUUUUGUUAACUCGCAUACCGACAUAAUAAUACAUCUAAUUUAAAUAACCAACAACUAAGUACACAAUGUUUCGUAAAAAUAUUAAAGAUUACUCUGUGCCAAUCGUGGAAUAAUAAUUAAGUUUCUGUGCGUAAAAGCUUACCUACUCACAAAAUGUAAAAUGGUGCUGACACAAAGCUAACUGAACGCACACCGGUAUGCCUGCGCUCGAGACGCUAAUUCGUGCUAAGCGUUUCAAUCCCGUUUGAGACCUUUAUUGAAUUAAUUAUAAAAAGGAGGAAAGAACUCAAAUUUACAAAAAAAAACAAUAUAUUUUUUUAAUCUUGCCAAAAAUAAUAAAAUUAAAACAGGGUGCUUUUUACCGUGGAUAAUGUCGGCAUUCAAUAAAUGUGCUAAAGAUUUUUAAUUUACGCGACGUACCUGCAAAUAUUACCAAAUAUACAUUUUCAUUGCAAUAAUGGUUGUGAUAAAACCUUGUUGUCUAAAAUCAAAAUCAAUCGAGAUUUCUUUGAAGCAACGAAACACCGCGCUCUACCAAAUUAUCAAGUUAGUUGUAGGCGACGACAACUCAGCUAGCGAUUUGACAACUGCCAUACUGUAAGCUCUAGGUGUACUGCGGCGUAGGUCAUAAAUUAUAUUAUAACAUAGAUAAGAUAGAAAUAUUUAAGUUGGAGUCAUAAUAAUAGUAUAUAAAUAAUAGGUACAAUACAAUAAAAUUGUAUUAUAAUUAAUUAAUGAUUAUUUAAAAAGGUAUAUCUUAUGUUACGCAACAAUAUCUGCAUAAUUCAAUUAAGAAUCCUCAAUAAAACUUAGUAUUCCAAAACUUGCAAUCAAAACUUAAGAACAUUUUGUUUUAUACCAUACACGCCAAUACUCACUAUAUCCCACUAUAUAUAUAUAUAUAUAUAUUGAACAGUGUUUUGUGGUAUGAUCUCCCAUGCCGGGAAUAUUAAAUAGAAUGUAAACGUAAGCUACUGUUGCAAAUCGCUAUAUAACUCACCAGCUACAAGAAACAAAAAUAAGCUUCGUCGCAAAAUGGCAUGCUAGUUGCAAAAUAUACACCGAUCUCAAUUUUAAUUGAAGCUAUUUUUUUGUAUACAAAUAAUAAUAUUUCAUAGAUGUUUUCUUAUUAUUUUGAUGUAAGUAAUUUAUGUUAGAUGGUAGUUGAAUUUUUAUUAUUUUGAAUAAAGACAUUUUAUUUUUAUUAAGGAAAUUGUAAAUAUUAUUUACGUAUUCAUUUAGCCAAAAUUUUGCUCAAUUUUAUAUGUACUCAACACCAAAGUCAUAAUGUAAUAACUAAUUUUAAAAAAUUAACACGACUGCUAUCACUUUAAUAAUAUAACUUGCGUAAAUGUACAUACAUAUUCCGACGGUACAUUUCAAAUCUAAAUCGUUAACAUUUAGUAGAUACGGUGUCAAAUCUAAAUCGUUAACAUUUAGUAGAUUUAGAAUUUGUGAAGGAAUAUUUAACUUUGAAAACACUACAAUAUUUUUUAUUAGCAGUCGUGUAAAAAUAUAACAUAUCAGUACAAAGAAGCAUAAUUCUGUGUAUUUACAGCUAUGCGAACAUGAAAACCUUUCCAAGAUGCAUACGACAAUUUGUUAGAUUAUCUAAACGUGACCUGCUUAACUUCCCUCAAAUAAUGGUGAAUCUUAUUAUUGAGCAAUCGAGAUGGCGACUUCAGGUAUUUCCGCAAUCACAAUCGAAGUGUUGGAGCGAUCUGAUACUGGGCGCUAGUCGAGCUCUAAGUCUUUUUUCAAAAUGUGUUUUUUUUUAAAUCUAUUAUAAUCAAGCUGGUGUAGGUACGUAUUGAUCCGUUAUAACAUUAGCUAUUUAUUAUUUUAAGAUCACGUUUGCUAAAGUAAUCCGUAGGCUGCCCCUGCCUGUACUCCAAAUGUCGGUUACACAUAACUGCCAGAAGAGUCUAUAAUGGUUUAAGAGGCAUAAUCGUUUGUAUAAUAAAUUUGACAUUUGGUGUACUUACCCCAAACCACGGCUGACUACGUACUACCUACGUAUAUUUAAAAAAGUGGCAGGCGCAAGAGCCGAGUUUUGUACUUAGAAGUAAGCUAGAAUAUUUUAAUCCUCUCCUCUAAUUUGUUGUAUACCUACAGAGCCUAAAAAAUGUGACAUCUUUUGCACCUAAUGUAGGAGCUUUAGUCUUUGUUCCAUCUUGUGUUUAAUUUUUGUUCCAUCUUGGUCCCUUGGCUUGGAGGUGACGCCAUGUAGUAUGUAAACAUUUUCUAUGUAUGUAAUUUGUGCCUACUUCACUAUUAUUUAUUUUCUGUACAAUAACAACAUUUGUAAAUAUGUAAAUUCACAAUGCAUAAAUGAGGUCUCCCACAGAGCCGACAUAUGUAUUGCCUAUUAUACCCGUAGGUGAUCGUCGUAAGUUACGUAGCGUACUACAUACAUAUUUGCUUAAAUUUAUUAUAAAGAUAAUCCUUUCAUGAUUUUAUGAAAUUGUAAAAACAUAAGUCUCCUUCAAUGUUAUUUCAAAAAUUAUUUCAAAGUUAUUAUUAGUGCCUAAUCUAGUACCUACAUCGUGUAACUUUCUUUAAGAUUUUAAUAUUUAUAUAUAUACUUAACAUAACGUCGCUCGUUAAUUCGUUAUUGUUUCAUCAUAUAUUACAAUUGCAAUCGACUUUUAUUUGUCUAACUAGUUCUAAUUUGGUCCAUUUAAUUGUAUUUAUUAUAGCAAUUAUCUUCUGUAGAUAAACAUUGUUAAUUUUAUUAUUAUGAAACGACAACUAGUUAACUUAUGUGGGCAAUAUUAAUUCAUGAAAAUAUGUCUCCUGCUUAUAAUUCUAGAUCUCUUGAUCUCACAUCGCUUUGGAGCACAUCGCACGAUCUUUAUAAAUGUUUUGCUAUUUGUGGAAAGUUAUUUAAGUAUGUGACGUUGUUUUCUGAUUCGUGGUCACAAUUCCUGGAUGUGCUCUAACGUGCUGUGUGAUAUAAUCAGACCUUAAUAUUUAAGUUGUAUUUUGGUGAUAUCACAACUAAUUGUCGUUGGUUACAAUAGAGUUACAUAUUGUGUACAUUGAUGACUACAGUUUUAUCACCAUCAAUAGGCGUAGUGGAUUGGUGUUCUUAUCACAAUUUAUCAAUCUCACAUGGGUAUUGUCUUAUACAACAGACAAAUUAGAGUCUAAUAGGGAGAUGUCGUGUCAUAGCGUCUUGAUAUCUGGGAGGUGGGAUGCGUCGAUACGGAUAUGAUAGUUACCACUAGUUGUAAGUUUGCAAGCAACAUUGCGAUCAAAGAAUGUUGUUAGAUGUGUUGCUCCUCAUUCGAUUUCUUUUUGGUUGUCAAUAUCACAGCAGUUUUAUCUGGAACUGUCAGCUUUGAUCGAAAUAUAAAGUACUGGCUUCAAUCAUUUGUUAUCACAUUUGUACUGCUUCAUCUUAUAUUUUGGAUCUAUAUAAAUUAUGUUCUCAAUAAAAUUUCAACAAAUUUUUAACACCUUUCGUUAUAGCUGACAGUUAUUCUACUGUGAUAUUAAUAAUUAUAUUUAUUAUUUUACUAGAUUAUUAUUUAUAAAUUAAAUGUUGAAUGUGCGCGUGUUAUAUUUUACUGAUAUCGUGUUUAGAAUAGGAAAUGUUAUUUUAUAUUGUACCUAAUGUGUAGGUCCAGAAUGUGUUCCAAAUUUAUUGAUUUUAUGAGAUAGAUAUUACAAUUAUAUUACCUAUUAAAAUGUUUAUGUUGAUAUGUUGCCAAGGAAUGUUUGAGAAUGUAAUAUUACAAAAUUAUUGAAUCAAACGAUAUGAAAUUUAAAACAUCACAAAAUUUUACAGCCUUAUUAUAAAAUUGAACUCUAAGCUCUCUAUAGGUACAUAAUAUAUUAAUAAAUUAUUGCAUUUCAUAGUGAAGAAAUUUGAUUGUAAAACAUAUGUGUAAAGUACCUAUUAAAUAAAUAGGUACCUACCUACCUACUUAAAUAUUAUACCGUAUGAAAUUUAUAAGAUAAAAUGUUUAUUAUUUUUACAUCUACUGCGAGUAGAUUUUUUGCCUGAUAUAUUAUACCUCAAUAAGUUUAGUAUGGAUUUUGUGUGUUUUAAAAAUAUAUUUGAAUCUAUUAGAAUCAUCGUGGCAUUAUUUAAUCCAUUCCUUUUUGGUUUGAAUGUUUCAAUAAUAGGUACACAAGUCCGAUUAUAACUAAUAUAAUAAACUAAUGACGUCAUAACACUAUAUAUAUAUCUAUAUACAACUGUUUUCACAUCAUGUUCUUGUUGCCUACAUUAGAAUGUUUUGUUUAUUGUGUAAUAAGUACAAUAGUCAUACAUCUAUAAAUCAAGAAUGGGAAGUGUUAUUUUAUGGAACAACUCUAGACCUAAAUUAAUUUAUUUCAGAUCGUGUUAUUAAUUGAUACAUAUAUAUAUAUAUAUAUAUAUUUACAAAUAUAAACUUUAGAUU
Molecule: messenger RNA, 7868 nt
Organism: Plodia interpunctella (Indianmeal moth)
Lineage: Eukaryota; Metazoa; Arthropoda; Insecta; Lepidoptera; Pyralidae
Gene: Glut4EF
Product: Glucose transporter 4 enhancer factor
Exons: 8
Coding region: 360-1682 (440 amino acids)
Biological process (GO): regulation of transcription by RNA polymerase II
Cellular component (GO): nucleus
Molecular function (GO): DNA-binding transcription factor activity; RNA polymerase II cis-regulatory region sequence-specific DNA binding
Source: RefSeq, a predicted model, not a curated record